GUUGUGAGAGAUAAGUGGAAAGUCCCUAACACUGGAAAUCCCCUUAGCCUGCCUGGGCUUUUCCGCAGUCUACAUUAGCUACAUUAAGUUGGAGGACGUGUUCUAUGCUUUGACAGCCUAUAGAGUAAACAUACCAAAAUAUAUAAUUGAUUGUGAAGAAGGCUGAAUGGCGCUGUGUGGACUGCUGCGGUUACCCUGAUUGAAGUGGCAGAGGACUACCCGGAGCAUCCUUAGGGCUUUGUUGGUAGUCUUAGUACCGACAAAUUGCACAGUUCUGCAUUGGUACACGUUACAUCUGGUGAACACCAUGUCCCAGGGACAGAAUUUCCUGCCCAAGUUCCUCUUUGUGAGUAACCUGCUGAAAGCGGUCAAGAUCCGGGAGCGGGUGCCCAACGAUGUGGUGAAGCCGGCAGGCAGUGGAGGCCUGAUGCACCACCUGCGGGGCAUGCACCGGUACACCCUGGAGAUGAUCCGCAUGAGCCAGUUCCCUCAGGCCUUCCAACAGGUCAUCCAGGCGGCCAUCUUGGACAGGGCCAUGCAGAGCUCCCUAGAGCAGGAGAAGAAGCUCAACUGGUGCCGCGAGGUCAAGAAAAUGGUACCACUGAGGACCAAUGGAGAUGGGAACUGUCUUCUCCAUGCUGCCUCUCAGUACAUGCUGGGGGUGCAGGACACAGACCUGGUCCUGAGGAAGGCCUUGCACGGCGUGCUCAAGGAGACCGACACGGGCAACUUUAGAGCCCGUUUCCAGACAGAGCUGCUGCAGUCUCAGGAGUUCACCCAGACUGGCCUGCGUUACAGCACCAUGAAUUGGGAGGAGGAAUGGGAGAAGAUCAUCAAAAUGGCAUCGCCUGUAUCCAGCUGCAACGGGCUGCAGUUUGACUCCCUGGAGGAUAUGCACAUCUUUAUCCUCUCCAACAUCCUCCGCAGGCCCAUCAUCGUCAUCGCAGACCAGGUGCUACGCAGCAUGAAGUCCUGCUCCUCCUUCUCCCCCCUCAACGUGGGGGGCAUCUACCUGCCUCUGCACUGGCCUCCAGGGGAGUGCUACAAGUACCCCAUAGUGCUCGGCUAUGACUCCCAGCACUUUGCCCCCCUCAUCACCAUCAAAGACAGUGGCCCAGAGAUCCGAGCAGUGCCACUGAUCAUCCCGGGCCGCGGGGGCUUUGAGGGGCUCAAGGUGCACUUCCUUAUGGAGAAGGAGCAGACGCAGAAGGAGAGGCUUCUGAAGGACUACCUGAUGCUGAUGGAGAUCCCUGUCAUCGGACUGGGCAACAACACCACACGCAUCAUCAACGCUGCCAGGCUGGAUGAAGGGAAUCUGCCUGAGGACAUGAACCUGAUGGAGGACUACCUCCAGUUGGUCAACCACGAGUAUAAGCGCUGGCAGGAGGACAAGGACCAACUGUGGGCCGCCCAGCCCCAUAGACCACCCCCCUUCUCCGUGUCCCAGCUGUCCCUCAUCGAGAUCCGCUGUGCCACCCCACGGUGCACCUUCUACGUCUCUGUGGACACCCAGCCACACUGCCACGAGUGCUUUGAGAAACGCCAAGGCCAGCCCAACGGGGGGAUAGAGGCCGCCCCUACGAAAGGCGGUGGUCAGGCGUGUGAGCCGGAGUGUAGUAGUAAAGUACGGACCAGUCCCCCUGGCUGCCGGGCGGUGUUAUCCAGCCCGCUCUCCGUCCCUCCCCCGCCCACGGCACCCAGCCUCAGCCUUUACAGUGAAACCCACGCCAUGAAGUGCAAGAAGCCUGGCUGCGAUUUCACCCUCAGGGUGGAGCACAAUGGUCUGUGUGAACACUGCUUUAACACCUGGCAGAAUGCACCCGCUGCUGCUACUGCUGGCCUCUCCGGACCCCCAGCAGGCAACCCCAAGGGCCUCCCCCUGCCUGCCCACCCCAGCUGGCCACAGUGGGAUGCAGGACGGGAGCAGGAGACGGAGAGGUGCAGCGUGUGCCACCAGGAGGCCUUCAGGAUAUUUAACGGCCUGUGCCCUCCCUGCCUCCAGAACACUGCCACAGAGAGGGGCGAGCAGCCCCAGCCGCCAGCAGCAGCCAGGAAAGAGGCCUCUUCUGGGUCGUUAUGGACCCAGCCCCAGCCCAGGGAAUCUGAGCGCUCGGGCACCUCGGCACUCAACAGCCACAUGCCAGGCCUCACCUGGCAGGUGCCCCCGGGCCAGCCCUGUAUGAGGUCGGGAUGCCAGUUCUUCGGGACUCAACAGAAGCUGGGAUUCUGCACCAUCUGCUAUGUUUACUAUCAGACCAACCACCUGGCGACCCCUCCUCCUCCCCCUGCUCCAAUCCAGAGUCGCUACGCGUCAGAGGCAGGCUUCCAGAAUGCUUUGCGCUGUCAGCGCCCGGGCUGUGGGGCCAUGGACAAGACCAUGAUGGAGGGCUACUGUAACGAGUGCUACUUAAAGGAGCAGAGCUCCAGGUUCAACCAGACUGCUACCAGAGUUCCUGGCGCCCACUCCCCUCCACUGGUCAUGCGAACUGCUAAACCAGAACCAGACAGACCCAGACAGACCCAUACCCAGGCAACGUGCAGGCGGAGUGGCUGCAGUAACAUCUCCCCCGGGUGCACAGACCUGUGUCCAGAGUGCCGGGCCACGCGGGGGCAGAGAGAGAGCCGCAGGGAGAGGGCAGGGGCACCUAAAGAGAUGACGAAGCAGCGCUGUAAAACCCAAGGCUGUGACCACUAUGCCAACAUAGAGAAGCAAGGCUACUGUAACGAAUGUGAAUACUUUAAGCAGAUCUACAGGGGGUGAGCCCAAAGGUUUGGGGAAGAUUAAAACGGCCGUGCCACCAUGCUAGUCAAUGCAUCUCUGAAACUAGUGACCCUAAGGCCAGAAGCCCGUUUUAACAUGCGCUCAUGAAGAGCAAAGAGCAGGGGCAGUAGAAAUGGCCAGCAGAAUACCUCUUAGUGCAAUUAUUAUUAUCACAGGUGUACAGGAUGAAAGGUGAGGUAUACGUGUCAGACAAUGGACAACGUGUACAGGAUGAAUCAUGCUGGACUGCUGAUUGUAUCUUGAAAAAAGCGCAAUACGUAAGCUGCUUAAUAAUAUGGCCAAGGAAUUAUCUAUCAAGCAGCUAGCUACCAACACAAUAAUGUGAUAAACUGCAGCUUUUGUUUAAGAACCUCAUCGACCAAAGUUCUCACAAGUGCAAAGUUGUGCCAAAGCCAUCACGCACUUCCAAAAUGAGAGUUUGGUUAGUAGAAAUAUGGUUUAAACAGGAGUAGUUACAGUCUCAAACUGUACCUACCUAGACAGCUAAUGUACAGUAUCUGAGUGAUUGCGAGUGGGAAGGACCCGUAAGUACUGAAUGGUGCUACUUGAACAGAAGUCAAACAUAGAGGUUCUGUGACAUGACAGAGAAAACAGUAGUAAAAACUCAAUCAUAUUCAACCUCUCCCACCGCCACAUAGAUGUCUGCUAGCAGUACAGAUGCUGUUGUGUUCUUGUUCGCUGUUGCCCACUUUUUGUAUCUGUACUGUAGAAAUCCAAGUUAGCACUUGGCCUGAGAGUUGUACCACGUUACAGUAUGUUCUAUAUGUGUUAAUGCUGGGCAAUUACCUUCACACAGACUCCUAGUUAAUGACUUACUUAUAGAGGACAUGAGAGCAGAGUUCAGUUGAUCUCGUCCAAGGGGAUUGCCAGUGAGGAAAGGAGUGUGUGUUUGUAGGUAAGGAAGGAGAACAUAAAGGCAGGAGAAAUCCCUGUAGAGCUCAACACCUCAUUCAGAGGAGGGAGAACAUAAAGGCAGGAGAAAUCCCUGUAGAGCUCAACACCUCAUUCAGAGGAAGGAGAACAUAAAGGCAGGAGAAAUCCCUGUAGAGCUCAACACCUCAUUCAGAGGAGGGAGAACAUAAAGGCAGGAUAAAUCCCUGUAGAGCUCAACACCUCAUUCAGAGGAAGGAGAACAUAAAGGCAGGAGAAAUCCCUGUAGAGCUCAACACCUCAUUCAGAGGAGGGAGAACAUAAAGGCAGGAGAAAUCCCUGUAGAGCUCAACACCUCAUUCAGAGGAGGGAGAACAUAAAGGCAGGAGAAAUCCCUGUAGAGCUCAACACCUCAUUCAGAGGAGGGAGAACAUAAAGGCAGGAGAAAUCCCUGUAGAGCUCAACACCUCAUUCAGAGGAGGGAGAACAUAAAGGCAGGAGAAAUCCCUGUAGAGCUCAACACCUCAUUCAGAGGAGGGAGAACAUAAAGGCAGGAGAAAUCCCUGUAGAGCUCAACACCUCAUUCAGAGGAGGGAGAACAUAAAGGCAGGAGAAAUCCCUGUAGAGCUCAACACCUCAUUCAGAGGAAGGAGAACAUAAAGGCAGGAGAAAUCCCUGUAGAGCUCAACACCUCAUUCAGAGGAGGGAGAAAAUAAAGGCAGGAGAAAUCCCUGUAGAUCUCAACACCUCAUUCAGAGGAAGGAGAACAUAAAGGCAGGAGAAAUCCCUGUAGAGCUCAACACCUCAUUCAGAGGAAGGAGAACAUAAAGGCAGGAGAAAUCCCUGUAGAGCUCAACACCUCAUUCAGAGGAGGGAGAACAUAAAGGCAGGAGAAAUCCCUGUAGAGCUCAACACCUCAUUCAGAGGAGGGAGAACAUAAAGGCAGGAGAAAUCCCUGUAGAGCUCAACACCUCAUUCAGAGGAGGGAGAACAUAAAGGCAGGAGAAAUCCCUGUAGAGCUCAACACCUCAUUCAGAGGAGGGAGAACAUAAAGGCAGGAGAAAUCCCUGUAGAGCUCAACACCUCAUUCAGAGGAGGGAGAACAUAAAGGCAGGAGAAAUCCCUGUAGAGCUCAACACCUCAUUCAGAGGAGGGAGAACAUAAAGGCAGGAGAAAUCCCUGUAGAGCUCAACACCUCAUUCAGAGGAGGGAGAAAAUAAAGGCAGGAGAAAUCCCUGUAGAUCUCAACACCUCAUUCAGAGGAAGGAGAACAUAAAGGCAGGAGAAAUCCCUGUAGAGCUCAACACCUCAUUCAGAGGAAGGAGAACAUAAAGGCAGGAGAAAUCCCUGUAGAGCUCAACACCUCAUUCAGAGGAGGGAG
Molecule: messenger RNA, 5033 nt
Organism: Coregonus clupeaformis (lake whitefish)
Lineage: Eukaryota; Metazoa; Chordata; Actinopteri; Salmoniformes; Salmonidae
Product: tumor necrosis factor alpha-induced protein 3
Exons: 9
Coding region: 308-2761 (817 amino acids)
Biological process (GO): protein deubiquitination involved in ubiquitin-dependent protein catabolic process; cell migration; protein K33-linked deubiquitination
Cellular component (GO): cytoplasm; nucleus
Molecular function (GO): DNA binding; cysteine-type deubiquitinase activity; K63-linked polyubiquitin modification-dependent protein binding
Source: RefSeq, a predicted model, not a curated record